AUGAAGACGAUCGGAGCUCCGAAACAGGCGGCAGCCAUGAACACAUCUUCAAAGAAAAAACUCACGAGACCCUCCAAGAAAAUAAGACGGGGAGUUGAAGCCCCCCAGAUAAAGUUUUCAGACGACGAAUCCCUGCCAGUUGUCGCUGUCAGUCGUCAAAUCUCCAAUCCCAUCUUACCGAAUGUUAUCUUGCGGGUCAUCCCCGAACAAGAUGCUGUGCCUGCCUCGGACUCCAAGCCUAAUUUUGGCGUCGUCAUUGAGCUGAGGGCCCCACCCCUAUCACACCCAGUGGCACGUGCCCCCAUCGACCUAGUUAUGGUGCUGGAUGUCAGCAGUAGUAUGUUUGGGCCAAAGCUGGACCUUGUAAAGCGGGCCGCGGGUUUCGUUGUGGAUAACCUGGGCCCGUCUGACCGUCUCUCCUUAGUUUCUUUCUCCAGUUCUGCUCAGAGAGUCCUCCCUCUGCACAGAAUGACUGCAGCGGGCCGAGCCAAAGCUAAACGGGCCGUCAACUUUCUUUCCGCGUGCGGAAGCACCAACAUCGUGGAUGGUCUCACAAUGGGGCUUCGAGUUCUUGAAGAGAGGAGGCAUCGUAAUCCUGUGGCAAGCAUCAUGUUCUUGUCUGACGGUCAGAACACUUGCCGCCCGAACACUUGCCACCCGAACAUGAUUCCGAUCGUGGGCCAACAGCCCUACCUUUAUCUGUUGCCGCCAUCCAUUCAUCUUGAGAUGGAAAAGAAGCCGCCGAACAUUCCCAUCCACACUUUUGGCUUCGGCUAUGACCACAACCCGCUCGUGAUGCACGCCAUCGCAAGCCAAUCGGGUGGAACUUUCUCGUUCAUCGAGUCGUACGAAAUGGUGCAGGACGCGUUUGCGAGCUGCAUCGGUGGCCUCUUGAGCGUCGUGGUUCGUGACCUCCGCCUGACGCUGAGGUCAGCGUCCAGCGGCGUGCGCAUCAACUCUAUUCAUUCCGGAAGCUACCAGAGCGAAGUAUCGGGCCUUUGCGGGUCGAUCACCGUAGGAGACCUUUAUGCGGACGAGGAAAAAGAUUUUCUUAUCGACAUAUCGGUCCCCGUGUGCUGGGAGGAUGAUAGGCGGACCCCACUUUUGGACGUCACGUGCUCGUACAAGGACGUGGCAUCGAACGAGAGGGUAGAAAUGGAAUCUGCCGAGAUAAGGCGGCCGGUUUUAUUGCUGCCUUGCGAUGUGAAGGUGAAAAUCGAGGUCGACAGGCAGAAGAAUCGGCUGCAAGCUGCAGAGGGUCUUGCGGAGGCCCAACGGGCGGCAGAGAAGGGGAACUUCAAAGGGGCGCGAGCGAUUCUGUCGAGCGCGAGGUCGUGUGUUUCGGGCUCGGCGGCGGGCCAGGCGGGAGACAGGCUGGCUCUGCAGCUGGCGGCCGAGAUGAGAGAGACUGAGGAGAAAAUGGGGUGUAAGAGGACGUACGAGCAGGCGGGCCGGGCCUAUGCCCUGUCGAGCAUGAGCGCGCACGCGAAUCAGAGGGCCUCUAUCAGGCGCCGCACUUCGGGAGAUGCUUAUGUGACACCUAAUAUGGCUAAUAUGGUGAGCAAGUGUCAUCAGAUCAUCAAGAUUGAAGGUGUUAAGAAGGAAAAAAAAUAG
Striga hermonthica is the source of this 1614-nucleotide messenger RNA. The record is from the annotation of a GenBank genome assembly. Lineage: Eukaryota; Viridiplantae; Streptophyta; Magnoliopsida; Lamiales; Orobanchaceae.